Molecule: messenger RNA, 387 nt
Organism: Peronospora belbahrii
Lineage: Eukaryota; Oomycota; Peronosporomycetes; Peronosporales; Peronosporaceae
Source: the annotation of a GenBank genome assembly
AUGUUCCCACUAGUUCGAAUGACUGAAGAUGCAGCAAAUAUUGAGCACUUUCGCACUCUUCAUCGCAAUUUACUUCGCACAAAGCAGUAUAUUUCGACGAUUGAAGAGACGUUGGAUGAAAAUGACGGACGCAAGCGUAAAAUCUCGAUCAAUUCGUGCCGCAACCAGCAGCAGCAGGCGCAAUCAAACAAACUGCAAGAUGUCGAUGGCUCUUGGUCUCAGUCGACUGGCAAUCGAAUACUUGCUGGGUUGCACACAUUUAACUAUGCAACUUCAUCCAGAGUUUUCCAAGAACCGUGCAAUGCAGUGUGCAAUGGUGCACAGCACAUGGCCGACGUGGCGAAGCAAGUGGCGUCCAUGGGGUUCCAUUGUGCCAGUAUGUGGUAG